This is a messenger RNA of Verticillium alfalfae VaMs.102, 129 nucleotides long. RefSeq lists its product as hypothetical. Lineage: Eukaryota; Fungi; Ascomycota; Sordariomycetes; Glomerellales; Plectosphaerellaceae. The transcript has a single exon. The record is from RefSeq and is a predicted model, not a curated record. Bases 1 to 129 code for a protein of 42 amino acids.
AUGGAGUACGACGAGACGGGCGUCACGGGCAUCAAGGAGGGCGGACGGUCGAGACCGGAGAGGCGCACCAAGGGAGGACGGCUGCCGCCGCGCAAGACGGCGAUGCAGGCGCUGCUCGGCGAGGAUUGA